GCUGCGCAUGCGCAUUAGCUCGUCUCCUUGGCUGCCCGUCAACCGUUGAGGACUUUUUUGCUGUCUGGAAGAUUUCGGCGUCUUUUCUCAUUCUUCAUUUAUCGUUCUGUUGGAAGGUCAUCGAGAAAUUUUAAAGAUACAAUGGCUUACUGCAACAAGAUUGUCCCAGUUUCACAGAUGGCUCUCCGAUCUGCGCUGCGCAACUUCAUGCCAGCUAGCUGCACAGUUACAUCACAAAAUGGCAUUGUGGCCAGAAACUUCCAGACAUCAGCGGUUCAAAGAGACAUUGACUCAGCUGCCCGUUUCAUUGGAGCGGGUGCUGCAACAGUCGGUGUCGCUGGAUCGGGAGCUGGAAUUGGAACAGUUUUUGGAAGUUUCAUUAUUGGUUAUGCAAGGAAUCCGUCACUGAAACAACAGAUGUUUUCAUACACUAUUCUAGGAUUUGCCUUGUCAGAGGCCAUGGGUCUAUUUUGUCUUAUGAUUGCUUUCCUGAUUUUGUUUGCUCUUUAGGACCGUUCCGAGUUUAAUGUUGAUAUAUGAAUUAAAUGUUAUCCAAAAUUACUUUUACUGUCAUUUCCUAAAGUUCUUCGGUUUUAAUCGUUCCUAUUUAAGACCAAACCUACAUUUUCCUUGGCAUGGAGCGAUCUAUCAGAUGUGAAUGAUUUUGUCUGUUCGCAAAUAUAUCAGUUGAUUGUGGA
Molecule: messenger RNA, 698 nt
Organism: Styela clava
Lineage: Eukaryota; Metazoa; Chordata; Ascidiacea; Stolidobranchia; Styelidae
Biological process (GO): proton transmembrane transport; proton motive force-driven ATP synthesis
Molecular function (GO): proton transmembrane transporter activity
Source: RefSeq, a predicted model, not a curated record